Brassica napus (rape) is the source of this 2345-nucleotide messenger RNA. RefSeq names its product transcription factor bHLH143. Lineage: Eukaryota; Viridiplantae; Streptophyta; Magnoliopsida; Brassicales; Brassicaceae. The record is from RefSeq and is a predicted model, not a curated record. The transcript has 4 exons. The coding region runs from base 866 to 1813 and encodes 315 amino acids.
UAAAGUAACGCCUCUGCACUCCAGUCUUCUUCACGCCCCCACACACACACUUACUUCCUCAGAAAAUAUUUACGUUUAAAAAGAAUUUGCAUUCGCUCCCUCUGGAUCUGGAAGAUAAGAUCUUUCACUUGCUUCCUCUCUAACUCAUCUCUCUCUCUCUGGUGAUUACAAAGCAGCGAGUGAUCAAAAUCUACAAGUACAUAGAAGGAGACACUUACAGCAUGUAUUGGUUCACAAGCUCUGUUCGCAAAGUUGUCUCUUUGAAUCUUUACUGCCGUGUUAUUCUGUAAAUUACUUCAACAGCCCACCUCAAAUCUUCUUUCUUUCUUUCUUAUUCUUCAGCACUUUUUGUUCUGUUUAUAAUAAAUCUCUUUAGUAAUGGGAUCCCAACGUUUCUACGUCUUCCAUUGUGAACAAUAUAUGAUCAGCUAAACAGAUUCCCUUUUUUAAACCCCCUGCAAGCUUUUUUCUCAACUCUUUUUUUCUCUCAACCCCAAGUGUUUUUGGAAAAGUUAUGGUAAGCCAAUCAGCUGGUCAGACAAGAUUUCGAACCUUCAAGUACGAGAACAACGGUGACUCCAACAAACCAGCAGUUGUAGUAAGAGCUAUUGUUUGCUUCCAACCCAUGGCUAAUUGUCAGGCUGAAUACUUUAGACAUAUGCUCAAACCAGUGACGUAGUUGGUUUGUUCUGUGUUUUGUUUGUUUUGUAUCUUCUACCUGGCAAUUUUCUCCACCGUUUUGUUCUAUAUUUUCUCUUACAAUUUGCUUUAAGAAAGAAACAAAGAAGAAGUAUUGCGUUCAAGAAACAGCUUCCACACUCGUAUUGUACUAUUGUAAAGUUCCCUUGGCUUAAACUGCAAGAGCAUGCCUCUUGAUAACAGGCAACAGAAAUGGUUGUUGCCAUUGGGCUUGAUUCCUCAGGAGGACAUAGCUACCGGGUCUUCCUGUCCUGGAGCUCCUCUCAGUAAAGUGUAUGCAGCUGAGCAUCAAUUUCGCUAUCUGCAGCCACCACCGUUCCAGGCCUUACUCUCCAGUUAUGGAAAACAAGUUGCUGCUCCAGAGAGGACACUCAAGCCUCCUCAGAAAAGAUUCCUAGUAUUCGAUCAGUCAGAGAAUCAGACUCGUUUGUUACAGUGUGGGUUUCCACUGCGUGUUCCUUCCUCUGUGGCUGCUGCAGAGCAAGGGAGAAUCCUCAAUUCCCUAAACCUAGAGAAAGGGUUAAGUAAAGAGAUAUUGCUCCAUGAAGAUCAUGUUAAUGGAGAAGAGGAGGAGUCAGAGAUGCACGAAGACACUGAGGAAAUCAACGCACUACUGUAUUCUGAUGAUGAAGACAAUGAUGAUUGCGAGAGUGAUGAUGAAGUGACGAGCACAGGUCACUCUCCAUUCCCAGUUGAACAACAAGCGUGCAAUAAUAAAACAACAGAAGAAGAACUGGAUGAAACCGAAAGCUGUGGUGAUGAUGGUCCACGUCUUAAAAGGCAGAAAGUACUGGACCAUUCUUCAUACAGAGAAGACCUAUCACCAUCACCAUCCUUUGUGGUGGGUACCAAGAGUCUCACUAAUCUCAAAAGGUCAUCAGACGAGAAACUUCAAGAGUCCAACAUCUCAAGCAGCAAUCAAGAAAUGGGUUCUGGUCUGAGCGACGAGGAAGAGACGAGGAAAGACACCGCUCUGAGGAUCCUUGAGAGCGUAGUUCCGGGAGCACAAGGAAAAGAAGCUCUGUUGCUUCUAGACGAAGCCAUUGAUUAUCUCAAGCUGCUGAAGCGAGAGUUAACCUCACCGCAACCAAAAGGUUUAAACAACCACUGGUGAAAACCAAUUGGAUAAGCGUGGCUGGUUGGUUAAAGAGAAGACAAGAGACAAAAGACAAUCAAUGAGAUAAAGAAGAUUCUUUCAAUAUUUUUGCAUUAACGUGCGUUUGAAACAAUUUUAGGUCACGCCUGGUGGCCUAGUGGGACCGUAUCCACACUGUUCAGCUUAGCUGGGUCAAUAGUGAUAUCUGCUUUUGGAUUUGGCAUGCUCUCUCUCAAAAAAAAAGAACAAAAUAGACGUUUACUUUCCUCUGUGCUUUGAAGAGUUGGAGUGGAAUAAAAUUUGAAACAAAAGCGCAGUCUUUGGUGCCUCAUUGAUCAUUAAUAGUUUUAUCUUCUUUUUUUUUCCUCUUGAGUAAUAAUAAACCCUUGUGAAGGUGGUGGUGGGUGUGGAUGAAGUAAAAAAAUCAAAAAAGACAACAUUGAAUUGUUUGUUUUAUGGAGUUGUUGUGGAAAUGUAAUCUCCGCAUGUUCUGUGAAUAUCUCCACUUACAUUAUUGGGUGAAUCUCUGUCCCCACGCUCUUUUGUCUCA